AUGUCUUCCUACAGACACAUGAUCAGCUCCCGCUGCCUUGCACCCUGCGAAGUGACCUGCCCGCAGCCAAUUGCGAAUGCCUGGAGCCAGCCCUGUGUUACGUCCUGUGGUGAUUCAAGAGCUGUGAUCUACCCACCACCCGUGGUCAUGACCUUCCCAGGACCCAUUCUCAGCUCCUGCCCUCAGGAGAGCAUAGUGGGCAGCUCAGCACCAUCCAGCACUGGGAGCUUGUUUGGAUCCAGUGGCUCCUAUGGCUCUAGGAGCUUAUACAAUUAUGGGAGGUCUUACUCUUCCUAUGGAUCCAGUGGUUAUGGUUUUGGGAGCUGCAGACCGUGUUAA
Molecule: messenger RNA, 339 nt
Organism: Leptosomus discolor (cuckoo roller)
Lineage: Eukaryota; Metazoa; Chordata; Aves; Leptosomiformes; Leptosomidae
Gene: KRTAP13-1
Product: keratin associated protein 13-1
Cellular component (GO): intermediate filament
Molecular function (GO): structural constituent of cytoskeleton
Source: RefSeq, a predicted model, not a curated record